Messenger RNA from Aegilops tauschii subsp. strangulata, 3025 nucleotides. RefSeq names its product BTB/POZ domain and ankyrin repeat-containing protein NPR1. Gene Ontology annotation, molecular function: ATP binding; protein kinase activity; protein binding. The record is from RefSeq and is a predicted model, not a curated record. Gene Ontology annotation, cellular component: cytoplasm; nucleus. Gene Ontology annotation, biological process: systemic acquired resistance, salicylic acid mediated signaling pathway; regulation of jasmonic acid mediated signaling pathway; defense response to fungus. NCBI's taxonomy places the organism in Eukaryota, Viridiplantae, Streptophyta, Magnoliopsida, Poales, Poaceae.
UACAGAACCGGCGGAGAUGCUCUUACCUAGUGAUUCCCCCAAGUCAACGAGAGAAGCCGCGUCCUGCAUUCCCCACUUCCCACCGCGCCACUGCAAGAUUCGAGCGCCGCCCCGCAGUUUCGACCAAGAAGCGACUCCGCGGACGGUGGUGUGGCAGCACGAGGCAGCAGCGACGGCAGCCGCGACUCCAGGUGACGGCGACGAUACAUUCUCAUGGGUGUGCAGCAAAGUGGGGAGAUAAUCGUUGUGAAGAGGCUUAUGCCAUCAAUGGUGGGCGCUCAGAGUUUAUUUGAGAAUGAGGUUCAUCAUCUUAUGAGGCUUAGGCACCCGAAUAUUGUGCGACUUAUGGGGUAUUGCUAUGAAACAAAGAAAGUUAUUUUAGAAUACAGAGGGAAAAAUGUUUUUGCUGAGAGGUCAGAAAUGUUGCUUUGCUUGGAGUAUCUCCCUAAAGGUAGCCUUGAUGGUUAUAUUUCAGAUGGAUCAUCCCAACUUGAUUGGCACACGUGCUACAAAAUAAUUGAGGGGAUUUGCAAUGGUUUGCACUACCUUCACGAGCAAAUUGACAAGUCUGUUCUUCACUUGGACCUUAAGCCUGCGAACGUAUUGCUUGACAACAAUUUGGCACCAAAACUUACAGAUUUUGGGCUGUCAAGACUGCUUGAUCAAUAUCAAACUAUGUUCACUCCAAAUCGUUUUGGUACAUUAGGCUACAUGGCACCAGAAUACAUCGAUGAAGGUACAAUCACACCUAAGACAGACAUAUUUAGUUUGGGUGUGAUUAUCAUGGAGCUAAUAACGGGACACAGGGACUACCCAAGUGUUGCGGGAACAUCUUCCGAGGGCUUUAUUGAGCAUGUACUUAAAAAAUGGAGAAACACAUUGGAGAAAGCACAGGGGUACACAAAGCUAGAAAUAGAUUGCCAACAAAUUAAACGAUGCAUUCAAAUAGGUCUAAUCUGUGUUAAUCCUGAGUGGUCCAAAAGGCCUACAACAGCAAAAAUUAUCAAGAUGCUUAAAGGACUAGAAAGUUCAGAUUGUAGGAUUAGCAAUGAGGCAACGUCAUCAGCACAUCAGACUUCAAAUGGGGUUAGUGAACGAGGAAAACAACCUCCAAAAAAUACACUAUGUAUUGAGAUUUUGGAGCAAGCUGAAAGACAGGAUCUAGCAUUGGUCUCUCUUGCAAUUGCAGGUGACUGUCUAUGUGGAAAGUUGAAGUUGUUGUACCUAAAAAACGGAGAACACAUUUCUCCACAGGCAUCCAUCGUUCGCAUCGUUGUCCCAGGCUCGCCUGCUGGUACCAAACUUCAUGUGGACCCCUACAUGCUCUCCAUGCGGAGUCCCUACCUUCGUGCGAUCUUCACCCGCCACAAUAAUCAAUAUGGUGCAUCUGAGGGCAGUGCGGAGGGCAAUAGGAUGGACCUCCAAGAAUUUCUAGGCAAGGAAGUGAAGGUCGAGUACGAUGCGCUGUUACUGGUACUCUUGUACCUGUACAGUGGCCGUGUCGGAGACCUUCCCGAGUCGGCGUACAUAUGUGCCGACGAGAACGGUUGUGCGCACCUCGGCUGCCACCCCACCGUCUCCUUCAAGGUGCAGGUUCUCUUUGUUGCCUUCACAUUCCAGGUCCCCGAGCUCACCAGCCUCUUCCAGCGGGAUCUCCUUGAUGUCCUUCAUAAGGUUGAAGUGGAUAACCUUCCACUGAUCUUGUCUGUUGCAAACUUAUGCAAAAAAUCUUGCGGGAAACUGCUCGAGAGAUGCCUUGAGAUGGUAGUCCAGUCAAAUCUUGACAUGAUUACUCUUGAGAAAGUAUUGCCUCCAGAUGUUGUUAAGCAAAUUACUGACUUACGGCUAAGUUUUGGAUUAGCUUCAUCCGAGGACAUGGGCUUUCCUAACAAACAUGUAAGAAGGAUACUCAGAGCCCUUGAUUCCGAUGAUGUGGAGCUAGUAAGGAUUCUGAUCAAGGAAGGGCAGACCAAUCUUGAUGAUGCAUUUGCGCUCCAUUAUGCUGUAGAACACUGUGACUCAAAAAUUACAACAGAACUUCUGGACAUUGCACUUGCAGAUGUUAGUCUCAGAAACCCAAGAGGUUACACUGUUCUUCACAUUGCCGCCAGACGGAAGGAUCCUAAAAUCAUUGUCUCCCUUUUAACCAAAGGCGCUCGGCCUUCCGAUUUUACAUUUGAUGGAAGAAAAGCAGUUCAUAUCUCAAAGAGACUCACAAAACAUGGGGAUUAUUUUGCGAAUACUGGAGAAGGAAAGCCGUAUCCUAAUGAUAAAUUAUGCAUUGAGAUACUGGAGCAAGCUGAAAGAAGGGAUUCACACUUUGGAAAAGCAUAUGUUUCUCUUGCAUUGGAUGGUGACGUUCUUCGUGGAAGGUUAUUGUACCUUGAAAACCGAGUUGCGUUGUCGAGGAUAUUGUUUCCAGUGGAGGCAAGAGUAGCAACGGACAUUGCUCAAGUUGAUGGUACUUCGGAAUUUGCCCUUGGUCAUCUAGUUGCCAUUGAUCUAAAUGGAACUCCUACCAAAAUGAAGGAUGAACACUUAGCUCGGAUGAGAGCUCUCUCCAAAACAGUCAAACUCGGCAAACGUUACUUCCCGCGCUGUUCAAAUGUGCUGGACAAGAUCAUGGAUGAUGAACCUGAGCUGGCUUCGCUCGGAAGAGAUGCAUCCUCCGAGAGGAAGAGGAGGUUUCACGACCUGCAAGAUACGCUUCUGAAGGCGUUCAGCGAGGACAAGGAGGAGUUUAACAGAACGACAACCCUUUCAUCUUCCUCAUCGUCGACGCCCACUGUAGCAAGGAACUUGACAGGUCGGCCCAGGAGAUGAUGAGCACCCUGGCCCAUUCUUGCCAUAUUGUUAGCUGAUUCUUUUUCUGUCUGAAACUGCCCGCCGGAUUUAUUUUUUUCUGUUUAACGAGUACUAGUAGUCUAGCAUCAUCGUCAGAUAUGAUGAAGCUGUUGGCUUUGGCCCUGUAAAUCGCCUAGUUAGAGUUGCUGUAAAGUAUAGGCAGUAGAUCAUUGGACCCACC